Messenger RNA from Enhydra lutris kenyoni (northern sea otter), 2340 nucleotides. Its product is annotated as claudin 4. The record is from RefSeq and is a predicted model, not a curated record. Gene Ontology annotation, cellular component: bicellular tight junction; plasma membrane. Gene Ontology annotation, biological process: bicellular tight junction assembly; cell adhesion. NCBI's taxonomy places the organism in Eukaryota, Metazoa, Chordata, Mammalia, Carnivora, Mustelidae. The transcript has a single exon. Gene Ontology annotation, molecular function: structural molecule activity. The coding region runs from base 221 to 850 and encodes 209 amino acids.
CAUAUAACCGCUCAGCUCCGCCACGCCAGAAUCUGAGCGCCAGAGCCUGCCGCUGCGAGGAACAACUGGUUGCUUGCUUCUAGAAGACGGGGGAGCUGGGGAGCUGAUCCGAGGCUCCGAGUGAAAGUCGUCCCUGCGGACACCGAGGGUCUGCCCUCCGCGCGCUUGGAUUCCUACAGCCCCCCAGGCCCUAGAGCCCCGCCCCCACAGGCGCCGAGCCAUGGCCUCGAUGGGGCUGCAGGUGAUGGGCAUCGCGCUGGCCGUGCUGGGCUGGCUGGGUGCUAUCCUGAGCUGCGCGCUGCCCAUGUGGCGGGUGACGGCCUUCAUCGGCAGCAACAUCGUCACGUCCCAGACCAUCUGGGAGGGCCUGUGGAUGAACUGCGUGGUGCAGAGCACCGGCCAGAUGCAGUGCAAGGUGUACGACUCGCUGCUGGCGCUGCCCCAGGACCUGCAGGCGGCCCGCGCCCUCAUGGUCGUGUCCAUCCUGCUGGCCGUGCUGGGCGUGCUGCUGUCCGUGGUGGGGGGCAAGUGCACCAACUGCGUGGAGGACGAGAGUGCCAAGGCCAAGACCAUGAUCGUGGCGGGCGUGGUGUUCCUGCUGGCCGGCCUGCUGGUCUUGGUGCCGGCGUCCUGGACGGCCAACACCAUCAUCCGGGACUUCUACAACCCGCUGGUGGCCUCGGGCCAGAAGCGGGAGAUGGGCGCCUCUCUCUACAUCGGCUGGGCCGCCUCAGGGCUGCUGCUGCUGGGGGGGGCCCUCCUUUGCUGCAACUGCCCCCCGCGCGCUGACAAGCCCUACUCGGCCAAGUACUCCGCCGCCCGCUCCGCCCCAGCCAGCAACUACGUGUAAGGUGCCCGCUACUCAGCACUGUCCCGCCAGCUUUGUCCCUCCGGGACUGAAGGUGCGGCCUGAGCCCAGGACGGGGCUGCAGGCGGCCUGGGGUUGGGCAGGCGGGGGACUGAGCCAGGCCACCGGCCGGCAACAACUCAACCCGCUCUGGCCCCCUGGGACACCGAACCCAAGCCGCCCCCCCCAUGCCAGCAAGGAUGGACAGAAAGACUCUGCACCUCCCUCCGCUAAAGGGCCUGUGGACAUGGGAGAGGAGGCGGGAAGUCCCAGGGUGUGGCGGGCUGGGGGGAGCUGACUCCUGCUGGUCAGGACAGCUCAGCCCUGAAUUCGCUUGGGCUCUGCCUCCGAGUGGGUGCCCUGCCCAUUCCUGUGUUGUCCAGGAGAACAGCUCGGGCCUCGCUCAGCCACCUGACUGUGGAGCCAGAGGUGACACAGAGUUGACAGACGGGUUUGGAGGGGAGGGUUGAAGGUGCUGCAAACUGGUUUGGGUAGUGGUGGGGAGGAGGCCAUGGAGGCUGCCCAGGCGGCCCACACCCCUUCCUGUCCCCACCCGAUGGCCUCAGGGCUCUGCCUCAGCAGCCCCCGCAGCAGGACCCCAGGACUCUUCUGACUUGCGACAUCUGCCACUGCUGCCAAGGUCCCUGGACAUCCUGGGGACAGCCAGGAAGGGGGGAUGGUCUCUUUCUGGCCUGCACUCCCAGGAAGUCCUGGGCCUUUUUCCUGCCUCCUCUGUGGUUUCUGUUUUGUAACUGAAGGAGGUCUAUUUGUCAUGGUCAUUACUGUUAUUUUCUACAAUAAAUGGGAACCGUGCACAGGAAGACCAUACGGUUUCUGAUUUCAGCCCUGAAGGUGGGCAGGGGCGAGGUCAGCAAGGAGCAGGACCACUGUGAUGUGGCUGCAACAAGAACGCUUAAACUGGUUUUGAGGAAUUGGGACAAAUCAGAGCUGGCCCUCAGCUCUGGAGUGACCUUGCUCAAAGCCCUUCAUUUGUUAGAAGGUAAAGCCAUACGUAGGAGACACAACUGUGUGCCCAGCACCGUGGUGAAGGGUUGGGGACCCCAGGGGAGUGGGCCACCUGCCCUCUCCCCUUCUUUGUCCCUGCUUUGUCUGGGAAGCCAGGCUGGUCCGCUCGCCCUCCAGGUCCCCUGUCCUGGCCUUGGCCGGGGCUGUCCCUGUUGUGGGUCUGGAAUGUCCUUUCCCCUUUCCCCAGCCCUCUGAAUCCUGCUCAUUCUGAAGGCCCGGCUCCAAGGCUCCUUCCUAAUGAGCCUCUAAGACACACCGGGCUUCCUGACUCUCUAAAAAGUCAAGAUGAAGAACGGGAGUCCUGGAUACGUGAAAGUAUUCAGUCAAGGCCAGGGGCAUGAGCACGGGUCUCCUGGUCCUUCAGUUAGGGUGGGAGGACCCGCCAUGAUGGCAGGAGUCACAAGGUCACAUCUGCGAUCCCAUCAUGCCUGGCUCAGGGAAGGCUUGGGGUGGGAGCCCCCUCUGUU